ACCUUUCACAACACUUGUCUAGUGCUUUUUGUGUUCAAAGCACUAAACAGGCAUAAACUAAGUGAUUAAUCCUCAUAACAUCCCUUAUCAGGCAGUGGGGUAAGCAGCUUCAGUGAACAUCUGGCUUGGUAAUAUGAAGAAAAGUCCUCGACUGUUUAAACUAGUUAGAUAGGAACAAGUGUAUUUGGCUAAAUGAAUCCCACAUCAAUAAAGUUACACUCAAGAUGGUUUUGGCUGGGUGUGUGUAAGGUGAGAGAAGGGGUGUCAGAGUUCCAGAGACUCAUUCAAGUUACUGAAACCGGGUUUUUAAAUCAAUUGAAACUAUACAGGGAACAGCAGACCUUUCCGUUGACAAUGGACAAUAACUAUAACAAAUGUGCAAAAUCCCCAUGAAGUAAGGGCUGGAAUAGCCAGAUGUACAAUAUAACUGACCUUAAAAAACAUGCACCCAUUGUAACCGACUGUGCAUAAAUGCUGAUCUCAUCCCUCCCUGUCCCCAAAGUAACUGCAGCCAUGUAGUGGUGAUGUGUUCCCUGAUUCUGUAUGCUGCAUUUUAAUGCAGUUCCUUGUAGCCAGUUAUGCGUUGAUAUGUUUUGUACAAUUUCCCCUCAGAGGUAGGGAAGGAAAACAAGACCCCUAACCCCGACUACUUUGUGUAGAGCGUAGGAGUUUAGGGAAGAUCCAUUUAAUCAGGCAGAGACAGAACUGACAUUUCAGGCAAUUGUAGCCAGCGUGUGGGGGCUCCAUGCACAUUUCUCUUAGGAAGUGGCAGUGAGAGGCUAGCAGGAUUGCGGCAGCUUGGUACUGCUCCAGUGGUUUGUCCAGGGAGCGAUUCAUGUUUCCCCUAAGGCUGCCUCUCAUUAGCAUGAACCAGAAGGAAGGGCAUAAAAGACUCCAGUUCAUUUAGAGUCUGGAAAAGGUUUCCUUCAACAUGACAACCAAAGCAUUCUUGCUCUUCUGUUUUGUCAUGGGAUCAUCGUCCAACUUGGUGGCAGGAUACCUGCCCUAUAUUGGAAAACCCAUUCGAGCACUCAGCAAGGAUGGGUACAGUGCAGCAGACUCGACACCAAGCCAAGCUAAGUUCCCAUUUAGAGGCAGCAGUGGUGGUGAAGAGAAUCAAACAGAACAUUGGUUGCUGUCUCCAGCUAACCUCCAGUGGCCAAAAGCUGCUGACAUCCUCUCAGUCUCACCAGACAAAAAGAAAAAGUCCAAGACCUCAGUGGAAAACAAUACAGGGCUGAGGAAAGAGCCUCACCAGGAUGGCAGGGUCCUGGCUUCCGAGAGCCACAUGGAGGGACCUCCUUCUGCUUCCUUUGAAUUCAGUCAUGCAAACAGAAGGCAUGCAGAUAGGUUUCAGUCCGAGGCAGCGAACAGCAUCUCGGCACACUUCCACCGUAGAGCAUUUUCCCAUUAUAAAGGCAGAUCCUUGACUUUAGCUGAGAUGCAUCCUUUCCAAGACACAGGGACAGUUGAGACAGAAGAUCCCAAUAUGGUGGAUCACCUUAACCGACCUGGCAAGAUGAAUCCCUACAAACAGCAUGACCCUAUAAGAAACAUCAGCAAGCCCUCCUGGGUCACCAACCGCCAGUCAUCUAGCCUGCUGUAUCACUUCAACGUGCUGAAAAAAGUUCUAGAUGCUGACAACAAGGAGAAGGUGUGCCUGACGGAGUGCAGGAGGGAGAGGGAUGAAGCAGAGGCUUUCUGUGUGAGUGAAUUUGCAGUGAAUGGGAUUGUUCAUGAUGUGGAAACACUGGAGAAAGGAGUCCACCUUGUUACACUCUUGGUAAAUAGCGACGGAUUAUACAAGAUGAGUCGCCUAUAUAUCACCCCUGAUGGCUUCUUCUUCCGAGUUCACAUUCUCAUUGUGGAUGCUUUAAACUGCAGUAAACCAUGUCCAGAUUUUAAACUUGGAAGUAGAUAUAUUGUGAUGGGUCAGAUCUACCACAAGAGACGGCAGCUACCUGCACCUCUGCUGCAGUUCCUGAGAGGUCGUCUGCGGCCAGGAGAUGGGCUGCUAAGGAGCGGCAGCAACUAUGUAAAAAGAUUCAACAGGAAGAGAGAUCGUAAAGUUCAAGGCGCAGCUCACACCAAGUGUAGAUGAGGCUACAGUCCUAACUGCUUUACUAGGGCAUAAGCAGCACGGGCAGUCAGCUAGCAGAACAAAACUGGUCUCUACUUUAAUUGAGUCUGACCUUCCUUCCAUAGUAAGAAUCCUUUUAGAGGGUACAGCUCAGCUCUUGCUUAAUUCUGUCUCCAGUACUGAUGAACACCUGAUUUCUAAUAUAGUUUAUAAAACAAUGUUUCUUUCAAAGGUUCUGAUUAUAUACAGAUACUAUUAUAGUCUGCCAAAAAAAAAAAAAAAAAGCCUAGAAAUCAAACCUAUUCACUAACUGUAGAGAACACAAGCUGGUUAGUGGAUUUAAAUCUCUUUAAAUAUGGUUCUAAAGUAAUGUUAUCUUUUUUGUAAUACACAAUUUAAAUCCUAAUAUUUUGAUUAUUUUUAGAGCUAAAUUCUUUUGUCAGCACCUCUUAUGUUUAUCAGGAGUAACUGGAGUCACUCUGGCUUUACACCAGUUUAACUGAAAACAGCUGCCUCUUAUUGCUUAGAUUAAUAUUCAAAUCGGUGUAUUUCAUAGUAUUAAAGUUCAGUGCAAUGAGAUUUUAAAAAAGAACAUUCAACCCCUAAAUCUGUAAUGUGUUGCAUGAUCAUUUGUAGCUCAAAGGCUGCACAGCAUAAAUAUGUAGACAUUUGUUUUGAAACACUAUCAAAGGAUUUAUCAAAUUAAGCAUUCUGACAAAAUAACAUUUUUGCAGCACUUUGGUUUCCUCAAAGUACAUAAUACUGUUUUUUAAAACUAUGAAAACAAUGUAUAAUUAUACUAAUUUUUGUCAAAUAUAAGGGACCAGAUUUUUCUUGUCAUUUAGAAACAUGUUCAAAAUACAUAUGCCAUAGCACACCUUAUUGGAGCUCACACAUAUGUUUGGAGAUUGAUCCAUUUAUUGAUUCCAAGGCUAGAUGGCACAAUUGUGAUCAUUUAAUUUGACCUCCUGCAUAACACAAGCCAUACAACUUCCCCAAAAUAAUUCCUAAAGCUUUUUCUAAAACAUCCAUUCUUGAUUUUAAACUUGUCAGUGAUGGAGAAUCUACCAUGACCCUUGAUAAAUUGUUCCAAUGUUUAAUUACUCUUUUAAAAAUUUAUGCCUUAUUUCUUUAAUUGAAUACAAAGCAUGCAAAAAUAGCCAAUUAGUAUGUGUAUAGUUAUCUAUUUGCAUGUACAAAUUAUGGUACCGAGGCAUGCAAAUCAGUCAUGCAAUUGCAUACACAUUUUGCAUGCCUAAUUACUCUUCUGGAGUGGAUGUUCAACCCUGAAACUACUGAGUGUAUUUGGUAUAAUUUUUCUAUGAAGACAAAUGUAUGAGGUUUAUAUCUGCAAAACAGUAAAGCUACCUUUGGAAUCA
Molecule: messenger RNA, 3459 nt
Organism: Gopherus flavomarginatus (Mexican gopher tortoise)
Lineage: Eukaryota; Metazoa; Chordata; Testudines; Testudinidae
Gene: C12H17orf58
Product: chromosome 12 C17orf58 homolog
Exons: 5
Coding region: 932-2101 (389 amino acids)
Molecular function (GO): protein binding
Source: RefSeq, a predicted model, not a curated record